This is a messenger RNA of Haliotis rufescens (red abalone), 2500 nucleotides long. RefSeq names its product FMRFamide receptor-like. Gene Ontology annotation, molecular function: G protein-coupled receptor activity. The transcript is spliced from 2 exons. The coding region runs from base 465 to 1406 and encodes 313 amino acids. Gene Ontology annotation, biological process: G protein-coupled receptor signaling pathway. The record is from RefSeq and is a predicted model, not a curated record. Lineage: Eukaryota; Metazoa; Mollusca; Gastropoda; Lepetellida; Haliotidae. Gene Ontology annotation, cellular component: membrane.
UAAGACUGGUCGUAUCAAGUGAACCCAUACGCUUGGAGCAGUUGUAAUAUCAUUGGAGAAAUAUAAUUAAAUUAAUUUGGUACGAAUAACCUCCCCUCUUACUGUUAAAUAGGACACAUUUGUCAUCCUGUUCCAUUUCAGAAGGCAACACCCAAGGACGACGUUCCUUGCGAACAAGCUAUUGCUGUGUGUUGAGGGCGUUGAAGCUGGUCACGUGUCUCUGUAUCUCAAGAGGACGUACGGAAAACUCGACGUAUGGAGAUGAAAGUUUAAAUAAUAACCUCCAGUAUAGAUGUGAACGUGGCUACAAGAUUUCACUGUUGGCAGUUAAUACCAGGAACUGAACUUUAUCAUCUAUUGUUGACUGAACGUGAUUUGUUCGUACGUGAUUUGUUCGUAGCUGAAAUAAGGAAGAGGAUAUCAACUUCAUAAACAGUCACACCAUUUACACCCUUGGAACUACCAUGGCAAACAUUUCAAGAACAGAAAUUAGAUAUAACGACAGCAAUGACUUAAAUCCAAACAGUCAACAAUCCGGACAUGAAACUAUAGCAUGGAUGUCGACAGUUAUAGCCAUAUGUGGUGUGUUUGGGAACAUUCUCGGAGCGGUUGUUCUUCAUCGUAUGCAAAAGACAAACAGUGGUGUGCGUCUCUUGAAGUAUCUCUCACUCGUAGACGUGAUCCUUCUUGUUCUUGUCUUCUUGUCGCUCACAUCACAACUCUGUAAUAGUCAUGUUGCAAGGGCGGUAUGUGCAAUUUUCGACCCCUUUGCAUAUCUAUUUGCAAUGACUCUAUAUACAUUUGAAAUUUACCUCACAGUCCUCAUAGCGAUCCAACGAUGCAUAGCGAUCGCUUUACCUUUCAAGUCUGGGUCUUUCUUGCGUGUCAUCAACAAGGCGCUAGGGGCCAUAGCCGUGUUCACAGUUGCAUUCAAUGUUCCACUGUGGCUUGCAUUUUGGCCGAGGCCCUAUUGGAAUCCGGAUUUGAACAUGCAGUUGUUUAAUCAAGAUCAGCAUGGAGGAUUUCUUGGAAAGGAUGGUUUCAAAGUGUAUAUUGGUCCUAUUGUCUUGGUGUUUCGAUGCGUAAUUCCUUUGACAAUAUUGAUAACGUGUAAUAUAAUUUUGACCAUCUCCAGACGAAGACAAAACAGUGGAAAUGGCCAGACAUGGAACAAAGGGUUCACGGCGUUGGUGAUGGCUAUUACAACCAUGUCUGUGGUCACCCAUGUUGUCAGUGCAGUAGAUCUGCUCUUAUGGGAAAUAGACUCGGGUACAACAACUGCUGACUUCAUACAGAUUUCUGUACUUUUGAUUACCAUCAACUGUUCCACAAAUUUCAUAUUCUAUUGCUCAUUUGGGAAGAUUUUUCGACAGAAUUUCAAAUUGUUCUUCCGACCAAAUAAUUAAACACAGAAUUUCCACAUUUUGAAAUAAGCGGUUUUAAAUGUAUGUUGUAUAGAGAACAAUGAAGAGGCAAAUACAGACUUAGCCUCGUGCUGAUAACACGCCUUUUGUGCUGUUUAGUUGAUAAACAGCACGUUGUCAUCAAAACUCGAAGUUGGCGUCAUUCAUGUUUCAGGAAGUCACUUAUCAACUGUAUUUCCUCCAGAUGACUGACAGAUUUGCUUCCUCUUUAACAGAAAAUCAAGCUUAGGUUGUAUCUCUAUAAUGUUUUGGCCAGUGGAUAAAAUAACCAUAAUAUACAAUAAAACCAUGCAUUUUUAAAAAAUAAUGUACGGUGAAAAACAUGACAUAGUGGUAUGGUUAAAUAGUUGUUCAAACCAAGAAUCAAUUAUAAUGUGUAAGGUAAAAAUGCAUCCUCAAAACGUUAGAAAUUUAUAACAAAGUCGACCUUUGGUGUAAUAUUGAUGGUAAUAGUUUUAACACGAGGGAGACAGAAAGUCCCCGAUUUGGCGCAAACAAGUAGGGGUGAGUGAGUGAGUUGGGUUUAACGCUGCUUUUAACAGUAUUCCAGUUAUAUCGCGGCGUGUCAGCUUAAUGUGGGAGGUAACCCGAAGUGAUGCAGGUCUCAGACGUGUACCACUUUGGUGAAACCCACGAGCACGGGUAUGGUGCUGACAAACCUAGAAACAUAAUCGGGAUUCGAUUAGACGACUUGGCCACCCAUGCCCCCCAAACAAGGAGGAAAUCAUUAUGGCGAUGACAUUUGCAGUAUAUUUUCGGGAUGGUGUCGUUGUUGUCACCAUUUAAGACAGAUCUUUAAUUGGUUAGUAGAAUCUGGUAGUUUUCCGAUCACGACACAAAUAGGAGCUCCUUGUGUGAUAUUGUUGUUAACCAAUUAAAAUCAUCUAUGAGGUCAUGUGGCAAAGACGUGUCAGGCUGGAACACUUUGAAGUUAUACCGUCGACAUUAGAAGAGGAGAGCGUGGUUUUACAGUCGAUGGAGUCGAACCCGAUCGUUCUAAGUUUUCCCCUCUGAGGCGGGCCUGGCCGGUCUGAUCCUGUUGUGUAUUGAUAGAUGUUCUUAAGGUAGUAAAGUUA